CGAGGAAAUCCUCCAAAGCCUUCUCAAAUUUACCGUUCCGAUGCGGCACAUAACUUAAGGUUUCUUCCUUUUCUGACAUCGCUCAAUCACAUUAAUGUUUUAAGACAUGUCAGUCACUAGGCUCAUACUGUUUUAUAUACGCAUAAAUAAAAACCACGGCAACUCCGUGCUCAAAAGUGAAAGCAUUCAACCCAACUCAACCCAACCGACAGGGUCCAUAUUUGUUUAUUUUUAUUUUGUUUUGUUUUUGUUAUGAUAACUGAUAAUAAAACCAAGUAUAAAAUAUAAAAGUUCACUGAUGCCCGCAGAAAUUUCACCAUUUGCAAGGUUUCAGUUUUACAUUUAAUAUUCUCGUCUAUUUGUUCAUCUUAAGUAAGAUUAUUUUUUUGAGUUAAAAUGCAGCCAAUUCUUAUUGUCCAAGGCGGAGCAGGAGACAUAACAGACAGUCGAGUGCCUGGAAAAUUGACUGGCAUUAAGAACUCCAUUCGUAUUGGAAUCAAAAUUCUUGAGAAUGGUGGCUCUGCAUUGGAUGCCGUAGAACAAGCGGUUCGUAGUAUGGAACUCGAUGAAAACUUCAAUACCGGUUACGGAGCUUGCCUAAAUACUGAUGGUGUGGCCGAAGUGGAAGCUAGCAUUAUGGAAGGUAAAAACCUGAAAGCUGGAUGUGUAACUCUCUUGCAUGACAUAAUGCAUCCGAUUUCGGUGGCACGAAAAGUCAUGGAGAAAACCAAUCAUACGUUUAUUGGCGGAGAACAGGCUAUGAAUUUUGCUCGUUCUCAAAACUUUGAAGUAUUGCCUCAGGGCUCGCUGGUCACAGAAAAUGCAAAGUUAGCAUUAGAAGAAUUUAAAGAAAGCCAAGCAAAAGGUCUCGAUACGAUUUUCUCUCCAACUGAGUUAGAUAAAAAGUCUGUAGGAGAAUUGGGAGAGACAGUUGGUGCAGUUGCUAUUGAUGUUAAUGGAAAUAUUGCAGUGGCAACAUCAACCGGUGGAAUCACAGGAAAAAUACCCGGUCGAAUUGGAGAUACUCCAAUUUUGGGCUGUGGAACUUAUGCUGAUAAUGAAAUCGGUGGUGUAUCCACUACAGGUCAUGGUGAAACUAUUAUGCGUUAUAAUCUAGCCCAGCGCAUCUUACAGGGUAUAGCUCUUAAAGGAGUGAGUUCCCAAAAGGCAACAGAAGAUACUAUUAAGGAAAUGACUCAAAGACUGAUCGGAACGGCAGGAGCCAUUACAAUUGACAAGAAAGGAGAUGUUGGAAUUUAUUUCUCUUCAAAAAGAAUGGCCUGGGCAUAUACGCAAGGAAAUCAAUUGAUUUAUGGCAUUAAUCCUGGUGAAAUCUUGAAGGAAGAUUUGUAGAUAUUUUUAAUAAACAUUUUUGUAUACAUUUGA
This is a messenger RNA of Eupeodes corollae, 1386 nucleotides long. RefSeq names its product probable isoaspartyl peptidase/L-asparaginase GA20639. The transcript has 3 exons. The coding region runs from base 397 to 1353 and encodes 318 amino acids. Gene Ontology annotation, molecular function: asparaginase activity. NCBI's taxonomy places the organism in Eukaryota, Metazoa, Arthropoda, Insecta, Diptera, Syrphidae. The record is from RefSeq and is a predicted model, not a curated record.